UAGGGAUUUGGCAACCCGGUUUUUACGGUGAAAUUGGCGUAGUGACUUGUGCUUCAAAUUGAGUGAUUUUUGCACAUUUUAUAGCCGCUUUAUGUGAGGAAAAAAUGAUCUUUAUUUAACGCGGAAGCUGCAGCGGUGGAUCUAAUAAACAUGGAUUAUGGGAGGCGUGGUGGACACGCCGACGAGGCGGCCGGUACUGACGGCGAGGACCACGAUUACAGAGACGUGGACUAUCGCAGGCACGCGCAGGACGGUGGACCGAUCCCGAACGACGCCUCCGACUUCAGAGGGCAGGACGGGCGCGGCCCCUCGAAUUCCUUCGGCCCUGAGGAUUUCAGGAAGGAUCGAGAUGAUUCUGAGCGCUACAGACGCCGAUCGGAGUCGAGAGGCGACUGGAGGAGAGAGGAAGGCAGGAGGCACCAGUGGAGGGACGAUGACGGCGAGAGGAAUUACAGAUCGGAGACCGGCGUGGACGAUUCCGAUCUUCAGGGUCACGACUACAAACUGCAGAAACCCAGCACCAUCAUCAUGCUCAGGAUGCUUCCACUCAACAUCAACACCACAGAGAUCCGAGAUCUGCUCCACGCCGACGGGUUCGAAGCUCGAGACGUUCGUCUCAUGAGGAACAAAUCUUCAGGUCAGAGCCGAGGAUUCGCCUUCAUCGAGUUUAAUCACUUGCAGGAGGCCUCACGCUGGAUGGAGACCCAUCAGGGAGAGCUGACCGUUAUGGGACGGAAAGUGUCCAUGCACUACAGCGACCCCAAACCGUGUGCUAAUGAGGACUGGCUCUGUAAUAAGUGCGGAGCUCAGAACUUCAAACGCAGGGAGAAAUGUUUCAAAUGUGACAUUCCACGAUCAGAAGCCGAGCUGAAACUGCCCCUGCUGGAUUUCCCUCUGGGCCGGAUGAAGGAAUCGCGGGGCUUACUGCCCCUUCCCGACAUUUACCGCAGACCCGCCCCCCUCCUGAACCCGCCCGCUCUGCCUCAGCCUGUAGAGGUCGCCAACGAUACUCUGAUCAUCAGGAACUUGGGUCCUCACACCACGGUGGAGACCAUCCUAUCCUCCCUGGAGCCUUUCGCCACCCUCUCGGCCUCCAACAUCCGUCUCAUUAAAGACAAGCAGACGCAGCUGAACCGAGGAUUCGUCUUCAUACAGCUCGCCAGCAUCGUGGAAGCCGCUCAGCUGUUGCAGAUCCUCCAGGCCCUUCAGCCUCCGUUCUGCAUCGACGGGAAGAACGUCACCGUGGAGUUCGCCAAGGUGUCCAAACGGGAGGCGAGUGUGAAUGACAGCAGUCGUGCCGCUGCAGUAGCCAGUACAGCCAUCGCUGCAGCUCAGUGGGCCGUUUCACAGCUCGCUACAGGUGGAGAUGUGAACGUGUACCAGCAGGGGGCAGCGAUGUACGAACAUGAGGGCGCACAAGCUGGCAGCACCAGUGAGUCGGGCUUCGUCCCCAAUCUUGCUUUGGGGUUAAUGGGCGCCUAUGAUGGGAGAGCGGCUCAAGCCGCUGUGGUUUCCACGGUAACCGAAGCUCCGGCGGUGGGUUCGUCUGCGCUAACCCAGACCGCACUGCCCCAGGUGGGGACGGUCGGGAAUCACCCUGCGACCCCGGGUACAGCGUACGAGCUGAAGAAGUACCCUGAUCCUGACAUCUCCACCUAUCAGUACGAUGAGAGUUCAGGUUAUUAUUACGAUCCUCUGACCGGACUUUACUACGACUCCAGCUCACAGUACUACUAUAACUCUCAGACUCAGCAGUACAUGUACUGGGACGGAGAGAAACACACCUACAUCCCUGCAGCUACUGACCCCGCCGCUACAUCCGCCGCCCCGACCACGCCCACCGACUCCUCCACUCCAGCCAAGGACAAGAAGGACAAACCCAAAAACAAAACGGCCCAGCAGAUCGCUAAAGACAUGGAGCGCUGGGCUAAGAGUUUAAACAGACAGAAGGACAGCGUUCGCUCCGUCUCUGCUCUCAUGCACUCGCGGUUAGCUGAUGAGAGGAGAGAAUCCGCCAGCGCCGACGCUGGAUACGCCGUGCUGGAGAAAAAGGGAGCUUUAUCGGAGCGGUCCCUCCUCCUGACUGAGCAGUUAAACGCACCUGACGAUCGAGAGUGUCUGGCUCCUGUUCCGGGUUCGCUGGUGUACAGAGGGCAGGAGGAAGGUGGAGGAGAGGAGGAUGAUGAUGAUGGGGGAGAGAGGGAGGAGAAGUUGACCGACUGGGUGAAGUUGGCUUGUUUACUGUGUCGGCGACAGUUUCCUUCCAAAGAGGCUUUAAUUCGACACCAGCAGCUUUCUGAUCUACACAAGCAAAAUCUGGAGCAGAGAAGAUCUCGACUGGACAACAUGCCAGGACAGAUGAGGUUCAGGAACGGCGCGGGUUCGAGGCACGAGAACAACUACUCCGAACAGCCGGACAUCAAACGGAGGAAAUACAGCCCUAUGUGACCCCCACCCCCCUCUCCGUACCCCCCUACACACACACACACACACACACACACACACACACACACACACACACACACACUUUCAUCACUCAUCACCACAAUGGAGUUGUGUACGGAUUAUACAUCAGAUCACAUGGCCGAGUCACACCGACAUAAUAAAUCUAGCAUUUCAGUCUAUAGGAGAAAGUUUGUGAACCCUUCAGGAUGACCAUCAAUCCUGCAUCAGAAUAAAACAUCAGGUUCAGCUGUUUGGAAUCAUGGUGAACGUUACUCCCACCGAGAUCCAGGGUUCAGUACAGACACACGAUUGGCUGUAAGUGGGUGGGUGGUUUCUGUCCUGGGGUCAGGGAUGAAUUGGCGUCAUGUCCAUGAGUCGUGUGAAGCUGGUUUUUAGGUGUGGGGUGUUAAAAGGUGAACGUGAGCUCUGCAGUGAAUUAUAGAAUUAUUAGAAUUAAUGGCGCCCGGGUUUCACCGAGUUUCUGAACUCCCGGGUUCGGCUGGGCGCCAUCUGGCGGGCACAAUUGGCAGCGCCUGCAGCGGAUACUAAUAGGCCACCGUAUCUGCAGGGUGGGGACCGGGACUACAUGUGGGUGGGUGGGUCUUCAUACGCUGUGUAAGGACCCUGAUUGGCAGAAGAGACGCCCGUGCAGGAGGGCUGUACACGUGUAAAGAAGGCGUGGGCAGCGACGUGCUCUCCUCGGAUGCAGAUCUGCAGUCAGCGGAGGACAGAUUGGAUUUGCUCAAUCGGGAGGAAAAAUGGGGAGAAAAUGCAUAAACAAAAGAAUGAUUAGAAUGAAUAAUUACACAAGUGCCAGAUUCACACGUUCACAUCGACAGAUCAUCCGUAACGAGGACGCCGGACGUGGAGAGGAGGAGGAGGAUCUAUUUUUGUAUGAAUUUUUAGUUGCUGGUUUUAUUGCUGUAUAAAUAAUGAGUUCAUUUUUAAAAGGGACGAGUGAGACGGGCGAUUUGUUCUGUAAAAUAUCAGUGGUGUAUAAAUGUAAAGAAUGAGUUACGAUCUGGGUCAUUAAAAUCCUCACACAGA
Trichomycterus rosablanca is the source of this 3492-nucleotide messenger RNA. It is a transcript of the gene rbm10, whose product is annotated as RNA binding motif protein 10. The coding region runs from base 151 to 2448 and encodes 765 amino acids. Gene Ontology annotation, biological process: mRNA splicing, via spliceosome. Gene Ontology annotation, molecular function: RNA binding. The record is from RefSeq and is a predicted model, not a curated record. Gene Ontology annotation, cellular component: nucleus. The transcript has 22 exons. NCBI's taxonomy places the organism in Eukaryota, Metazoa, Chordata, Actinopteri, Siluriformes, Trichomycteridae.